Spinacia oleracea (spinach) is the source of this 1249-nucleotide messenger RNA. RefSeq lists its product as uncharacterized. Lineage: Eukaryota; Viridiplantae; Streptophyta; Magnoliopsida; Caryophyllales; Amaranthaceae. The record is from RefSeq and is a predicted model, not a curated record. The coding region runs from base 1 to 1008 and encodes 335 amino acids. The transcript is spliced from 4 exons.
AUGACGAAACCCAGAUUCCCUAAAAGGGAUGAAUGGAAAAGGAAACAAGAUGAAGGGGAAUUUGUUCCUAAAAGGCUUGAUGAUGUCUUAUCUCGUGCACUUGGUAAGACUAAAGAAGGGAGACCAAUAACAUUUGGUGGUGGAGUAGGCAUCAAAGCUGUGUGGGGGACCGGAGAGCGGCGUAGCUCUCGACGGUAUGGAGAUGCGGAGAUGGAGGAAAUGGAAGCAAGAGUGACCAAAAGGGUCAAAGAUGAGACAAUACAAGAGAUGAACUCCAAGAUGGAUGCCAUGGUUAUGGAGAAAUUUAUCACAUUUGCUAAAGAACUUGGUGUCCAAAUACCAAGCCAGAUGAGGAUAGACGCAAAUGUUCAUAGUAGUUGUCUUUCCGGGGGUUUAGAUCCAUUUGCCGACAUUACGGAACCUGUCCCGUGCCAUCUAUACCUGAACAUAGGCUCCGAGAAAGUCUUUGUUUCCUAUGGUACCAUAUGUCCAGAGUUGCUCCUUGAUCACCACAACGACGUCACUUCCGAUAACGUGAAAGUGAGCGUUGAUGAUUUUGAGCCCGUGUACAAAGAAGCUCCCGUCCCCGUGCCUUCUCAAUAUAUUAAGAAACUUGCUCAAGCUCAUGGUACCUUCACUCAGUGGCCAAAGCAUUUGGUGUCGCUUACGAAUGAGGAGGUAAACAAGCCUACAAGUAAAGAGCCUAAAGGGAAAGGGAACAAAGGGAAAGAGAUAGUGCUUGGGGGAAGUGGAACAAAAGCAUCCAACACUAAAUCAAAAACCUAUUUCCUUGAAAAUUAUAAAGUGCAAAAUUUGAGUGGUAAGUGCAAUGUGAUGAAAACUAUGAUGUUGGGAUUAAAAGAAGGGGAGCACGUUAAGGUACAUUGCACUAAAAGGACAUUCAAUAUGGAAAAGGACUUUGAAAUUAGUGUCACCGUUGAAGACACCGAUCAACUUCUCUCGGGAGCAUGGCUCAAUAUAUCAAUAAUACAAGUUUUUGUUAUGUGAGUUACCUAAAUUCAUAUCUUGCCCCUAAAUUUGAUUUUUAUGAUUGUCUUAACGUUCUUACACUAUAUAUUAUAGGGCUUUGAGUGAGUUGUGUUUUCACGAUGAUUGUCACCCCAAUAGUAUUGGAUUCAUGUGCCCGGAGAUGAUCUCGGCCACCAUGUUAAAGUCCGAUGCAGAUCAAAUUCUAUUGUACAUGACGAGGUCCAUGAGUGCACUUAGUUCUAAGACAUUCAUCUUAUGU